GAGACGGACCAGCUGGUGAAAUUAAAUUCCUGUGACCAGAGAGGAUGGCGUCCUGUCCGGAGUGCGGCUCUUCGAACCUGGUGGAUGACUCCCUGUACUCGCAGUCGCAGCUGGUGUGCGCAGACUGCGGGGCUGUGGUCUCCGAGGGGCAGCUGACCACGACCCGCUCCGAGGAGAACCAGGGCACAGAUGUCCAGUACCACCAAAGCACAGCUGUAGACAAGCAACCUUGCCCCAAUCUUAUUAAAGGUCUGAAACGGGUGCGCGCACUGUGUCGCAUCUUGAGGUUUCCCCGGGUCAUCGAGGAGACGGCGGAGAGCCUGUUCAGCCGGGCCUACGAGCACCCCGAUUUCCUGAGGUGCAGCCUGAAGAAGAAGGAGUCUCUGGGGGGCAGCUGCGUGCUCCUGGGCAGCAGGCAGCACGAUUGGCCCGUCGCUAUGAGAACCAUCAGCUCCCUGCUGGACACUGACGAGUGCACCAUGGGCAUGGUGUACCAGGAGCUUUUGAAAGCCCUUGGUGUGGAGGCUCCUGUCACCAGCGUAACACACCUGCUGGACAGCCACUGUAGCCAGUACCAACUGAGCCCCCCAGGGGUCUCAGAGGUGUUCAGCGAGAGCACCCCCCGCCUGUCACAGAGGGCCGCUGCGCUGGUGGAGCUGGCGGCCGACACCUGGCUGGUGACGGGCCGGCACCCGGUGCCUGUGCUGGUGGCGGCCGUCUACCUGGCCUGGCUGUCGCUGAAGCCCUGCAAGGCGCGGCUGAACGUGCCGCUGGGCCGAUUCUGCAAGAUGGCCAAGGUGGGGGCGCCGGGCGUGGCCCUGAAGCGCGUGGCCGAGAUGAAGGAGGUGCUGUGCAAGCUGGGCAGGCAGCUGCCCUGGGUGAAGGACGAGGACGUGGAGCCCCGGAACGUGCCCACGCUGACAGAGGACAUCCUGAAGCACCGCAUCACGCUGCUCAGGAAGGCUAUGAGGAGCUUUGAGAGCGAGCUGCCACCACCCAAUGAUGACCCCGCCCCCAGCCCAGCUCCAAAGGGGCCCCUGCCCCUGGCCCCGCCCCCACUGCAGGAGACGGGUGGCACAGUGUCAGGUAAAUCCUCACCUCCAGCUGAGAAGACACUGGAAUCUGAUUGGCCCAGGGGGGAAGAGGGCGGAUCUGGCGCUGGGAGUGCAGAGAGAGGGGCUGUUCCAUCUGGAGAGAGGAAUGAGAGGAUGGAAACGAACCCGGAGCAGGAAGUGGAAACUCCUGACCCCGCCCCAGAGCACUGGGGAAAGAGGCACCCAUUCGCACCGCCUUGUGUGCAGAACCCUCGAAAAAGGCCGCGCACAGUGGCGGGCCCGGAAGUCCGAGGGGACGAGGAGAUUUCUGACAGCGAGAUCGAGGGGUACCUCCGUACACCCCAGGAGAUGAAGGAGUUUGCCGAGAUGCAGAAAAAACUCACCUGCUGAUAAUUGACUGGGCAUUUCUCACGGGAAGAGCGGGAUAUUUCUUUUGCACAUGUUAGCUCUGGCUCUUGCUGUGUGGGUGGCUUCAGCUGGGCCGGUUUAAUGCUGUAAGAGUACGAGCUCUACCCCUGUGUGAAGGCAUGUGACACAGAGACGCUGCUAAUGUUUUUCUUAUAGUUUUCUAAUUUCCUGUGAGAUUUUAGUUUUGCAUUUUGAAGAAUUUUUGUGUAUCAGCCUUGAAUUUGUUCAUUAAAAUGUGAGCUUUGUGUCCAUCAUUAUAAAUCUUGAAAUUAGUGCUGUUGAUUUUUAAAGCUUUUAAAAUUUGAAUUUUCUGUUUAUCAUUUUUUUAAUUUAGCUAGGCUUGCUGUGCAAGAGAGCAUCACACCUGUGCCCCCAAAAGGCUAAUGUUUGUUCUUGAAUUUGCGCAUAGCUGAUCCACUUCAAUCAGCUUAAUUUCCAGCAGAUUAAUUGUGAUUGUGUGUUUGGUUAGACCAGAAAUUGGUUAACAAGCCUCUCCUGUCUCAUUGGAGAGUAGUUGAUUACAGCUGUGUGGCUGGAGGAGUCAGUAGUUUCAAUAGUUUACUGUGGCUUGG
Messenger RNA from Megalops cyprinoides (Indo-Pacific tarpon), 2035 nucleotides. RefSeq names its product BRF2 RNA polymerase III transcription initiation factor subunit (gene brf2). Gene Ontology annotation, biological process: transcription initiation at RNA polymerase II promoter; transcription preinitiation complex assembly. The transcript has 5 exons. Gene Ontology annotation, cellular component: transcription preinitiation complex; nucleus. The record is from RefSeq and is a predicted model, not a curated record. The coding region runs from base 45 to 1445 and encodes 466 amino acids. NCBI's taxonomy places the organism in Eukaryota, Metazoa, Chordata, Actinopteri, Elopiformes, Megalopidae. Gene Ontology annotation, molecular function: RNA polymerase II general transcription initiation factor activity; TBP-class protein binding.